AUAAAAUGGAAAGGAAUUACAUGAGUGUACUGUAUCUCCUCCCAUUUGAACUUUGGAAACUCUCUGCUGUAGUAAAGCGUUCCCAACAUGUGUAGUCAUUCUUUCUGUUCUACACCACAACCACCUCUCAAACUGUGCUCUUCAGACUGUGUAUUACAGGAGCGAUGCUGCUGUUGUGGAUAGCAUUAUCUCUCACCUGGCCUGGCACAAUUGGCUUUACGAUCCAUAGCAUGAAGGAAGGUCUGUGUCUCGAGGACUCGUCUGAAGGAGCUGUUGAGUUAAAGACAUGCAGUCUGGACUCAGUCCUGCAGCAGUGGAAGUGGACAGAUCACUGGCUCCUAGUAAACACAGGGACCCUGAGGUGUCUUUCUGCCAUCCGCACUGACCCAGUCCAGACUAUCACUUGUGAUUCUAGUGAACAUAUCAAAUGGCAGUGCAAAGCUCAACAGCUCAUCAGCCUGCAAAACUCUCUGGCAUUGAGCACAGAGAAAGGAAAACUCAGACUGAACACGGGUGAACCCGACACAUGGAAAUCUCUGGAUGCGGGCGACAUCUGCCAGAAUAAACAGAGGUCCAGAAGAGAAAGCGAUUUAGAGGCCGAUGAGUUUGACUUUGCUGAAGGGCCGCCUGCACCGAGAAUGACAGAGGCACAGAUGAAGUUUUUACAGUGGUAUUACCGCACAGAGGACCCAACAACAUGGAAGUUUGGCAUGCUGGCAUUUGCUUUUCUGGGUCUUCUGAUUGGCGCUAUGCUGAUGGUCAUGGGCAUGAUGGCUAACAGGAAUAGAAAACAAAUAGCCAAAUACAAAUCAGCCUCUAAAGUCACAGCGGUGAAAGAUGAAAGGGAGGAGUUGCAGGUCAUGGUCACUGAUAAGGUCACAGAGGUCAAGGAGGAGAAAACCCAUUUCACCCCAUCCGAAAACAACAGCCAUAGGGAUUGGGAAGAGCCUUCAGAGGAACUGAAGCCCGGAGAAAUUGUGGUGACCUGGAAGGACGGGAAUGUGUCUACUUUGUAUCCCGAACCUGCAGAGGAAGGACAAGGGGAAGAGGACGUCCACAACACACAUGUGGAGACUCUGUCCCAAAACUCCCCCCAAGCAAUAGUUUCAUCUGAGACAAUUGCAUUUUAACUUAGUCCUACUGUUUGUGUUGACUUUCACAUUAUAUUCCAAAUGAAGACAACAUCUGAUUGGUUGACAGAAUAUUUUAGAGUUAACCCAAGGCUAUAACCACAGGAAAGGGGCAAAUACCCACAGUAAUUCAAAUUUGAUAUUUUUCCACUGAGGGCAAAAAGUCAUUAUAAGAAUAAUUUUUAAAUGUUUUUGAAUAAAGUCUCUUAUGCUCACAAGGCUGCAUUUAUGCUAUCAAAAUACUGUAAAAACAGAAAUAUUGUUAAAUAUUAUUAUAAUUUAAACUAUAUAACUUUAAAAUAAAUAACUUUAUUUUCAUAUAUUUUUUGAGUGUAAUGUAUUCCCUGCAAAUGUUUACAACAUUGAUAAUAAUAAAAACAUUUUCUUGAGCGGCAAAUCAGGAGGAAUCAAUUGCAUUUUAAUUUGUAUUAAAUUAAAUUAAAUUAUCUGUAUUUAAUUAAAUGUCUUAAAAUAUAAAUAUUUUAAAUGUUGAUAAUAUUAGUGUUGUACUGUAUUUUGAUCAAAUAAAUACUCUCUUAGUGAGCAUUAAAGUUUUCUUUUAAAAACAAUUAUUUCUUGUAAUAACUUUUGGCCACCAGUGUUUAAUAAUUAUAGCACUUGGUUUCCCUAGCCCAAAAUAUAUGCUUUUAACUUUGGUUCAACCAACCAGAUUUAUAAUUACAUAAUAUAUUUACACAUAUAUUAAUUUCAAGUUUUAUAGUUUAUUUCAAAAGGCAUUUGUCAUAAAAAAAAAUGCAUCAAAAUUGGUCGCGAGUUAACUUUUUUUCUGAACCAUAAAGUAAUAGUUUACCGUACAAACUUUUAUGGAUUAAACCAAAUAUUUAAUUUUCAUAUCUUUAUGCUUCCCAUAUCAAGCAAUGUAAAUUAUUCUCUUCUCUCUCACUUGAUGUGAUGCAAUAUGAUAAACAUGGUAAUUUCAGUGUUUCAUCAAUACUAACAUUAUUUUUUAUAGUUUAACAAGAACAAAUAAAGAUAAAAGUGUUUA
Messenger RNA from Cyprinus carpio (common carp), 2136 nucleotides. RefSeq lists its product as uncharacterized. Gene Ontology annotation, cellular component: plasma membrane. The record is from RefSeq and is a predicted model, not a curated record. NCBI's taxonomy places the organism in Eukaryota, Metazoa, Chordata, Actinopteri, Cypriniformes, Cyprinidae. Gene Ontology annotation, molecular function: protein heterodimerization activity; transmembrane transporter activity. Gene Ontology annotation, biological process: bile acid and bile salt transport.